This is a messenger RNA of Acanthisitta chloris (rifleman), 945 nucleotides long. RefSeq names its product CXADR-like membrane protein (gene CLMP). NCBI's taxonomy places the organism in Eukaryota, Metazoa, Chordata, Aves, Passeriformes, Acanthisittidae. Gene Ontology annotation, cellular component: membrane; cell surface; cytoplasmic microtubule. The record is from RefSeq and is a predicted model, not a curated record.
AUGCAAUUGCACUCAGUGCAUUCCAGAGGCGUUUCUUUGAAUCCUGGGCAGGUCUGCCUGCUGUUCCUGGGAGAAGAGAAGGAAAAGGGAGGAAAAGUCCCUCUUGCUGGAGACGGAAUGUCUGCACUUCCAAUUCUCUUUUUAGCCUCCUGUUCCAUUUGGCUGGCUGAGGCUCAGACUGAGUUCAAGAGGGUGGCUGAGGAGAACGUGACACUGCCGUGCCACCACCGCCUAGGGCUGCUGGAGCAGAGCAGCCUCGACAUCGAGUGGCUGCUGCACAUCUCCGAGACCGUGCAGAAAGCGGUGAUCACCUACUCCGGAGGUCGUGUCUAUGAUGACCUGAAUGAGGAGCAGAAGGGCCGUGUGUCCUUCACAUCCAAUUUCCUUGCUGGAGAUGCAUCCUUACAGAUCAUAUCCCUGCAGUCCAGUGAUGCAGGGAAGUACAUCUGCAAGGUGAAGAAUGCUGGGCAGUAUGAGUGGGCUCGCAUCACCCUCAAGGUGGUAGAAAAACCUUCCAAGCCCAAAUGCUGGCUGGAAGGGGAGAUGCUGGAGGGGAAGGAGCUGUCCCUGCAGUGCCGCUCAGCCUCGGGCACUGCCCCCAUCUCCUACCGCUGGCAGCGCAUCAACGAGGAGGACGAGAGAGCUGAACACCUCCCACCCACAUCCAGAGUCAGUAAGUCAGCAUUUCCUCACUCAUUUCCUCAGCUAUUGAAUCAGUACAUGAGCACAGGGUUAUACCAAUGUGUUGCCACCAACGAGGCUGGUCAGGAGAGCUGUGUGGUGCAGGUGACAGUGCAGCAUGCACAGAACAUUGGCAUGAUCGCUGGAGCUGUGUGUGGGGUGGUGGUGGGACUCUCCCUCCUGUUCCUGGUGGUGAGGCUGACGAUACGGAGGAAAGAAAAGAAGAGAUAUGAGGAAGAGGAGGCACCAAACGAAAUCAGGUAA